Messenger RNA from Dioscorea cayenensis subsp. rotundata (Guinea yam), 1135 nucleotides. RefSeq names its product ADP-ribosylation factor 1-like 2. Gene Ontology annotation, molecular function: GTP binding; GTPase activity. Lineage: Eukaryota; Viridiplantae; Streptophyta; Magnoliopsida; Dioscoreales; Dioscoreaceae. The transcript has 7 exons. The record is from RefSeq and is a predicted model, not a curated record. The coding region runs from base 180 to 776 and encodes 198 amino acids. Gene Ontology annotation, biological process: intracellular protein transport; vesicle-mediated transport. Gene Ontology annotation, cellular component: cytoplasm.
CGUCAUUGGCUUUCGACGAAGAAGAGAAACAAAAAGAGAAAAAACUCAAACGAGAUUCAAAGCCUUCAGAGAUUCCCAAACCCUAGAGAGAAGACGAAGAGGAGAUCGAGCAAUCCGAAGCUCCAGAAGGGUUUUUGGUACUGAUUGAGCUGAGGAUUUGGGGGGGAGGGAUCAAGGCCAUGGGGCAAGCCUUCAGGAAGCUUUUUGACGCCUUCUUUGGGAACAAAGAGAUGAGGGUUGUAAUGCUUGGAUUGGAUGCUGCUGGUAAGACUACAAUACUUUACAAGCUGCACAUUGGCGAGGUUUUAUCAACAGUUCCAACAAUUGGUUUUAAUGUUGAGAAAGUUCAAUAUAAGAAUGUGAUGUUCACAGUGUGGGAUGUUGGUGGACAAGAGAAACUUAGGCCGUUAUGGAGGCAUUACUUCAAUAAUACUGAUGGACUUAUAUACGUUGUUGACUCUUUGGACAGAGAAAGAAUUGGCAAGGCAAAAGCAGAAUUCCAGGCCAUCAUCAGUGACCCUUUCAUGCUCAACAGUGUCAUAUUAAUAUUUGCAAAUAAACAAGACAUGAAAGGGGCAAUGACUCCAAUGGAAGUCUGUGAGGGACUAGGUCUAUAUGAUUUGAGGAACCGAGUGUGGCAUAUUCAAGGAUCUUGUGCCCUCAAGGGUGAAGGCCUUUAUGAGGGCUUGGACUGGCUUGCUAGCACACUGAAAGAGUUACAAGCCUCUGGACGCGCCACUUCAGUUGGCACAUCAUCAGUUCCGUCUUUUGGAUGAAGAUUCAAGAGUCAGUAGAAAAUUCUCCCGGACUAUCACAUGUAUGGGAUGGAGAUCUUCUUGGCAUGACAUGAAGCUAAUUUUGUGAGCCAUAUGUAGUGGUGUAAGAACCAUAUGAUGUUACCAUUUGCUCCAACGAAAAUUUACAGCUCCAACAGGUGUUGGCAGCUCAUAACUUUUGUGACUAAAAACAUUUAUCCAUAUCUGGAAUUUAUGUAUAGAAAGUUAGUGUGUUUGCUUGGUCCCACAUCUAAACCAUUGUGCUAUGUUUCUCUUUUAGAUUUUCCUCCAAUGACAAGCUCUAUGACUUGGAAAUUUUUACUUGCCUUUAAACAUAGGGCAGAGGUUCUAUUAUUCUA